Molecule: messenger RNA, 2046 nt
Organism: Cynoglossus semilaevis (tongue sole)
Lineage: Eukaryota; Metazoa; Chordata; Actinopteri; Pleuronectiformes; Cynoglossidae
Product: 3-ketoacyl-CoA thiolase, mitochondrial-like
Exons: 6
Coding region: 341-853 (170 amino acids)
Biological process (GO): fatty acid beta-oxidation
Cellular component (GO): mitochondrion
Molecular function (GO): acetyl-CoA C-acetyltransferase activity
Source: RefSeq, a predicted model, not a curated record
UAUAGAAAAAGACGGAGCUGAAGCGGACGUAGAAGAAAAAGUAGUAGCACCAGCAUUAUUGAGGCGAGAGGUCGCAGCAGCCUGACUUCUCUGUUGUUGACUUUGGCGUGGGAUCAGGGCGAAACCAACAUCCAGUGUCAGACCGCAGUGUGGUGUUGAAUCAGCAUCAUGGCACUUCUCAGAGGUGUUUUUGUCGUAGCUGCUAAGCGCACUCCAUUUGGCACCUACGGUGGUGUGUUGAAGGAUCACAGUGCGACAGACCUAGCAGAGUAUGCAGCCAAAGCUGCCCUGGCUGCAGGGGGUGUGGCACCAGAGCUGAUAAACAGUGUUAUUAUGGGAAAUGUCAUGCAAGGCUCAGACCCACGCUCGUCACGUGGGUCUGAGGUGUGGUGUUCCAGUUCCAGUGCCUGCACUUACAGUGAACAGAUUGUGUGGAUCUGGUUUUCAGGCCAUUGUCAGUGGUGCUCAGCUGGAGGACACUAUGUGGGCCGGUCUUACUGACCUCCAUAUAAAAAUCCCCAUGGGCAUAACAGCAGAAAACCUAGCAGAGAAAUACCAAAUCACCCGGGAAGACUGUGAUAACUACACAUAUCAGACACAACAGAGAUGGAAGGCUGGGCAUGAGGCUGGUCACUUCGCAGCAGAAAUCGCCCCCAUUGACAUAAAAGCUAAGAAGGGAAAGGUUCCUGUGACUCAGGACGAACACCCUCGGCCUCAGACCACAGUGGAACAGAUGGCAAAACUGGCUCCUGUUUUUAAGAAGCAAGGAACAGUCACCGCUGCCAAUGCCUUGAUGCACCUACAUCUUUGCAGAGUGACGGUACGCCAAUCCAGGUCGGCGACUGGGUGCUGAUAAAGGUCAUAAAAAGAAAGUGUUCGUCGAGUCCAAAGUAGGAACUCCCAUACCAGGUCCUGCUGACGACGCUUACGGCCAUAAAGACUGCUGAAUGACCAUCUUAGAUUAAUCUUUCGCAUUGCAAGAGACAGAGGUUCUUGGUACAGGAUCCAAUUGGUUGAGGGGAAGUCCGACUACAAAGGGGUGUACUUAUAUAGAAGCUAUACGUCUCAACAUUGGUGAAGCAGGGAGAUCCUCAGCCAUUUAGCGUGAUUACUGUAUUGGGCUAACCAUAGUCCUACAGACAUAAGAUGAUGGACAAGAGAGUGAAGUGCUGGUAACCUCUCCUCUCAAAAUUAUGACGACAAAAGAUACUCGACCCAAGCCAAAACCAUGGCACCCAUUCCACAGAUUGGGUAUUUCACAGCGACUCUCUGUGUGCAUACUGAUAAUCAUAGGGGUCGUCUUGAUACUACCCAUCAUAUUAAUCCUGGAAGAACCAUUGAGGAACAACACCACCACUAACCACCCUUCAACGAUGAAAGAUCCAGAACAACACCAUUCACACAAGAGAGUAAAAAGAGAAAACACUGAAGCAAGGAAUGAUUCUAAAUGUUUAAAUAACUAUGGUGGUAUUACUCUUGAAUAUAUUAGCCCGAUGUGAACAGAAUCGGCUGCCCGUAGAGGAUCAUGAACAUGAUAGUAGGAUAUGGUAGGAUAUGGUAGUAGGAUAUACAGGUCAAUGGAUUCCCACAAUGUCAGAUAAAAAUGUGUACAGAGACAAAGACAUUUGGAAUCAAUUGAAAAUCCAACGUGAUUUUUCCAACACCCAAAAUCCGAUCACUAUGUCCCUGAAUUGGACUAAAUUACCAACGGGGAGUAAUUGGAAACUUUCUGGUAAAACAAAUCAAACUGAAAACUUAUAUAUUUGGUCCUUGGAGUAGAUAAGACUGGAGUAGAUCUAAUGGGAUUCAUUAGAGUAGUAAUUAGGAAUGAAAUAACGAAACAUGACAACUUUGUUGACACCUGUAACUCAAUCUUUCCACCAAUUUCUAAUAAAACUAAAACAGGAGCAUUUACUCCUCAUAAAGGCAAAGGAGACUAUGUGUGCUAUGAAAAUGAAUGUGUUAUGAAAAACCUAGCCUAAGGAGCCAUAAUGCAGGAUUAUGAGAAUUUGGCAUUCAUCAAUGAUAAACAGGAAGGAAAUGUUG